CGUGCCAACAUGCUCGUAUAAGGUCGUACUGUUGGACUGCUUGAUCAUCUGGUGAGAAGUCCUGCUCUUGUUCCUGUUCCUGAAGAAAUGUAGCGGUGCGCUUCUCGCCGAUCGACGUCAUGGCACCUUGGCCGUAACAAUUUGCCGCUUGCCGAAAAAAAAGCACAUCUGGAUCCCACCCAUAAACUCCGUCAGCGCGGGAUUACGCCUGAUGGAGCAGCUGUCUCGCACGGUCAGUGCUGAGAGCGCGCGCUCACGGACGACACCACACCUCCUGGCCUCGGGGAGCAGCUCAUCCGCCGCCAGCAGAAAGGCGCGGUCUUCGGAGCCGGAGACCAUUGGAAGCAAUGUCGAACGCGCGAGCGUUUCUAUGCCGCCACCGGGCUCGAAGCCCAUUGCGAGGCAGUUCCCAUCGCGACGGCCCUCGAAAGCGUCCGACAGCAGCCUCCUCGACUGCCUGGGCGCCGCCAGAAAUGGCUCCGCCAUCGACGACCUCGACAAUGCGACGCCGACCCUAGAGGCUUCCCGCGGCGGGAGCCUCGCGUCAACGCUGACGCUGCCGGAUGCGUACCGCCCGCCGAGAUCUGAAGCCGACGCAGAGUCGAACCGCAUGUCCUUUUCGUCCCUCUACUCCAUAGGCUCGGCAAUAUACCCAAACACAAGAGGAAUGAGUGGGCCUGGGUCCGUAGCAGGCUCCGAGGCGGAGCUGAAAGUGGAAGGCCCGCCGCAUGGCACGACGACCGCCACGUCCUCGCUGUCAAUAACUACGUCGAGCCAGAAUGGCAGUCUGGGACCCAAGCUCUCGCCCACCCAACACCUCUUCUCCAAAGAGCCUGCGAGCCACAACCACAAUCCCAACGGAAACCAGCCAAGCCCGUCCCCGGGCCCCACCCACGCCGCUACCGCACCGUCGCCGGGCUCGCAGCCAACCUCGAACCCGCAAGGCAAUGCUCGCCGCUCACGGAGCCGCACCACCGCCCAAAGACGCAUUAGUGGGAGCACGGGCGCGAGCAGCAGCCCGGGCAGCAGAGACAUGAGGGAGCCGAAGAAGCCGACAAAAGGCAUCAUUGGUGUCUGCGCGCUGGAGUCGAAGGCGCGAAGCAAGCCAGCUCGCAAUAUUUUUGGCAAGCUGGUUGACGACUUUGAGGUCAAGAUCUUCGGAGACAAGAUCAUACUAGACGAGGACGUGGAGAAUUGGCCCAUCUGCGACUUCCUGAUCUCCUUCUUCUCCGAUGGCUUUCCGCUCGACAAAGCAAUUGCAUAUGCACGCUUGCGCAAGCCUUUCUGCGUCAAUGAUCUCCCCAUGCAGCAAGUCCUCUGGGACAGACGGCUCUGCCUAGCCAUCCUCGACAAGCUGGAUGUGCCGACGCCGAAACGGGUUGAAGUCAAUCGGGAUGGUGGGCCCAGAUUGCAUUCAUCAGAGUUCGCGAAAGCCCUGAAAGACAGGACGAGAGUGACCCUGCCAGGUCCUCCCGAUGGAACUGGAGGUGGCGCUCUACCGCCGAAGAAGGUCGAGCUCGUCGAUGACGGAAAUAGCAUUCGGGUUGACGGUGUCACGCUUACCAAGCCUUUUGUGGAGAAGCCUGUGAGCGGCGAAGAUCAUAAUAUUAACAUUUAUUAUCACAAAAAGGACGGUGGCGGUGGCCGAAGGCUGUUCCGCAAAGUGAACAACAAGAGCUCGGAAAAGGACGACACCCUAGACGUUCCGAGAUGCAUCACCGAGCCUAAGAACAGCUACAUCUACGAGCAGUUUCUACAAGUAGAGAACUCAGAGGACGUCAAAGCGUACACCGUGGGGCCGAACUUCUGCCAUGCUGAGACAAGAAAGUCACCAGUUGUCGACGGUCUGGUAAAACGAAACCCAAGCGGUAAAGAAGUCCGGUACGUGACUAAGCUCAGCGAAACGGAAGCAGCCAUGGCAGCCAAGAUCUCGGAAGGGUUCGGUCAGAGAGUCUGCGGAUUUGACCUCCUUCGCACCGGAGAUCGCAGCUACGUUAUCGACGUCAAUGGUUGGAGCUUCGUCAAAGACAACCAAGACUACUACGAGAAAGCUUCCAAGAUCCUCAAGGACCUAUUUAUACAGGAGAUCGCGCGCAGAGAACGAAAAGAGGUCCAACAGGCCGCCUCUGAAGUCCUGGAAGGGCCGUCCUCGUCGGCGACGUCGAGGAAGAGUGGGAGUCACCGCCAAGCGCUGAAAGGAUUGUUCAAGUCUCCUAGUAUGUCAAAAUUGGCUAACAAUCACCCCCACCUUCCCCAUAUCCGCCAUUCGGGCACCGUGCCCUCUUCUCCUGAGGCUUCACUAAGCACGACCCCACUUACAGCUUCUCCGAGUUUUGAAAAGCCUUUAAGCACCGUAGUUCCAAGCACUACUCCUGCCGCGCUUAAAUCGGAGCCAGAUCUCCUAUCGCCGCCGGGCCCGCGCGACAAGAAUCUACAGCUCGGCAUCGAAAAGUCACACUCAGACGAACAAGUGAUCGUGCCGCCUCCAGCUUCCAAAGCGCAAUGGAAACUCAAAGGUGUUGUGUCCGUUAUUCGGCACGCCGAUCGUACGCCUAAGCAAAAAUUCAAGUACACGUUCCACACGAAGCCUUUCGUCGACCUGCUCAAAGGACACCAGGAGGAGGUCCUGCUGAUCGGCGAAGCAGCAUUACAGAGUGUGAGUGACGCUGUCAAGCUGGCAAUGGAGGACGGCGUCGAGGACCCUAAGAAGCUCCGCGAGUUGCAGAUUUAUCUGAACAAGAAGGGAGCUUGGCCGGGAACUAAAGUCCAGAUCAAGCCAAUGUUCCGGAAGAGGCGGAAAGAGGAACUUCUCCCUGGGGAGACAGCUGAAGACUCUCCGGAACGGAAAAGGGCUGGGUCGGCGUCUGGCGAUGGUGCUGAUGCCGCCCGAUCCGCCGCGAAACGUAGCGACUCCAUGUCGGGUCUCACCCUCUCCAGGAUUUCCGCCGCCGAGAACAAUCUUAUCCUUGACAAGCUGCAAUUGAUCAUCAAGUGGGGAGGCGAGCCGACGCAUUCUGCCCGCCACCAGACCCAGGAUAUGGGUGCCAACUUCCGGAACGACCUGUUGCUUAUGAACAGGGAAGUCCUCGACGAUGUCUCCAUUUUCAGCAGCUCUGAACGGCGCGUCACCACAAGCGCUCAGAUCUUUGCGGCAUCCUUCCUCGAAAAGGAUCAAUAUCCGUCUGAGAACAUUGAGGUGCGCAAAGACCUCUUAGAUGAUUCUAACGCGGCGAAAGACAUCAUGGACAAGGUGAAGAAGAAACUUAAGACGCUGCUUCGAGCUGGCGAUAAAGCACCUCCGCAGUUUGCUUGGCCGAAAGACGUACCAGAGCCCUACAUCGUGGUCAGACAGGUCGUCGACUUGAUGAAGUUUCACCAGCGCGUCAUGAACCACAACUUCAAGAAGCUGGAUUCCGCCGCUGUCUUGUCCCUGAACGCUAUUGCAGGCGGCCCAGGAGACGUGACUUCCCCUGGGGCGUUGUCUCAUCUUACCAAUGUGAACCAGAUCCAGCCCCGUUGGUGCUGUAACGAAGGACCAGAGCUGUUCAAGGAGCGCUGGGAGAAGCUGUUUAAAGAGUUCGGAGAUGCUGACAAGGUCGAUCCGAGCAAGAUCUCCGAGCUGUACGACUCCAUGAAGUUCGAUGCCCUUCAUAAUCGCCAGUUCCUCGAGUGGGUUUUCACGCCGGACGCCGGCUUCCUCGAAGAGGAAGCCAUCGUGAACGGCUCCAGGCACCCAUCAACCGACAACAGCCAGGCCAGACCAGCGCCAGCUCCCGCUGAUAUCCAGCCAAAGGCGGACGCGAAAGAAAACCACACAGAGAAGCCUGCGGAGCGCGGGAACAUUGCGCACCGUAUGGGUUUUAGGAGGCGGUCUGAGAUUGUUGUCAAGCCUGUUGCACCCCCCACCUACGCGCACGAGUCCUACUUCAAGCUUUACACGGGCGUUGGCAACGCUGUAUCGAAAGCUCAAGUGGACGCCCGACUUGUGAAGCUUCGCGAAAUGUACCAUCUUUCCAAAGUCCUUUUCGACUACAUUGGCCCGCAAGAAUACGGCAUCGACAAUGAGGAGAAGCUGGAGAUCGGUCUCCUCACGUCCCUCCCUCUUCUGAGAGAGAUCGUCGAAGAUUUAGAAGAGCUUCAAGCGUCCGAUACCCCGAAGUCCUUCUUCUAUUUCACCAAGGAAUCACACAUCUACACGCUUCUCAACUGUAUCCUUGAGGGCGGUAUCAAAACGAAGAUUGCGCGCAAUGCUAUUCCCGAGCUAGACUACCUCUCGCAGAUCGGAUUCGAGUUGUAUGAGUCAGAGAAUGCCACGCAAGAUGAUGAACCGAACACUUUCAACUACAGCAUUCGUAUCACAUUGUCGCCAGGUUGUCACGCUUUCGCACCGCUUGAUGUACAACUCGAUUCUCGCCACAUGAUUGGUUUCUCACCCCGUCGCAGUCUCACAGCACACCACGACUGGAAGGAGGUUCUAGAGACCCUUCGCGCAAAGUUCCACAAUGUCAAGUUACCAAAGAGUUUCGUCGCCAUCAACCUGAGCGAGAAAGUCCCCGAUGCUUUUGACGAGCGGAGGGCUAACGGCAAGGGCAAAGAGAAGGAAGGAGUCAAAGCCACGAAGGAAGGCACGGACACGGAGCUGGUCACUCCGCCCGGGCUGUCUCUGGACAGUUAGAUCGGCUUAGAUGGUUGCAUUGGGUGGGUGGCUAUCGUCAGCGCUUUUAACACGAAAAGAAGAUAGACGUGCCUAGAUUCCAGACGGGGUGUAUCGGGUUUGCAUAUGAACGUAGUAAUAGAAAAGUAACCAUGGAGUUGCAUGGGC
Molecule: messenger RNA, 4822 nt
Organism: Trematosphaeria pertusa
Lineage: Eukaryota; Fungi; Ascomycota; Dothideomycetes; Pleosporales; Trematosphaeriaceae
Exons: 4
Coding region: 212-4675 (1487 amino acids)
Biological process (GO): inositol phosphate biosynthetic process; inositol metabolic process
Cellular component (GO): cytosol
Molecular function (GO): diphosphoinositol pentakisphosphate kinase activity; 5-diphosphoinositol pentakisphosphate 1-kinase activity; inositol hexakisphosphate kinase activity
Source: RefSeq, a predicted model, not a curated record